Molecule: messenger RNA, 842 nt
Organism: Colossoma macropomum (tambaqui)
Lineage: Eukaryota; Metazoa; Chordata; Actinopteri; Characiformes; Serrasalmidae
Product: cystatin-B-like
Exons: 3
Coding region: 88-393 (101 amino acids)
Cellular component (GO): cytosol
Molecular function (GO): cysteine-type endopeptidase inhibitor activity
Source: RefSeq, a predicted model, not a curated record
AUGCACACUCAGCGGGACUGACUACAGAGAAGCAGCAGAAGAGAAGAAGUUUAACUUACUUUUUCUGUUAAAUAAUAUAUCACAAUAAUGAGCGGGCCUUUGUGCGGAGGGACCUCGGAGGUGCAGGAGGCAAACGAUGAAGUUCAGAGAAUCUGUGAUGAGAUGAAGCCUCACGCGGAGGAGAAGGCAGGUAAAACGUUUGAAGUUUUCACUGCCAAAUCUUACAAGUCACAACUUGUAGCAGGGAAGAACUAUUUCAUCAAGGUCCAUGUAGGCGGGGAUGAGUUCGUGCACCUGCGUGUUUAUAAGAUGCUGCCUCACGCUGGUGAAAAACUGGAGUUGCACGGCCUGCAGACGUCUAAAGCCCACCAUGACCCUAUUGAAUACUUCUGAAUUCAUUUCCCCUUAACAAACCGCAGUAACAUAUUAACACAGGCUGUGCCAAAGAGGGGCCCUGUGUGAUACUGUAACCACCGCACAUAUAAUCACAAAAUGGCUGUUGUUUAUUUUGUGUUUGUACAAGUUUUAUGAACGGAAAAGAAAUUUGAACAGCAGCUUUUGAACCAACAGAAAGAGCUGUAUAAACAACAGUCCAAAUUUUCAUGCUGUUUUUGGUCUUAUAAUUUUUUUUUUCCACAUAAAUAUUCUACCAGACUUAACACACUUUCUUAUUAACAAAUACUCGCAAAAUGCUAAAAUAUGUUAAUAGGGAAAUGUGACACCUGCAAUAUGUAGAAAUAUUUUUGUAAUCAGAAGAAUUACAGUACUUGCAGUGAAAUGACUAUGGAAAUAAACAAACACCACAACUUCUGAGUGUGCAAUAAAUAAUAUUGAUAACUCUG